This is a messenger RNA of Hyaloscypha bicolor E, 2395 nucleotides long. Its product is annotated as HET-domain-containing protein. The transcript is spliced from 4 exons. The coding region runs from base 1 to 1992 and encodes 663 amino acids. The record is from RefSeq and is a predicted model, not a curated record. Lineage: Eukaryota; Fungi; Ascomycota; Leotiomycetes; Helotiales; Hyaloscyphaceae.
AUGCCUCGUCGCAACCCAAAGAGGCAGUGCCGCUUGAAACUUGGAGAUCACUUGGAAGUAUCGCUGUUUGGCGCAGACGAGGGAAAAGACACCACAGCCGGACCCGUGGGAACGGUCGAUGACGACCCAGGAUCACAUAAUCCUGAGCCUCCCCCAAAGCACCUUCGAUAUGUUUACGAAACACUUGAAGGACUGGACAAAAUACGCACCCUAGAACUGCAUAGUACGAAGGAGAGAAUUGAAUGUACUCUCCAACAAAUCAGUAUCUCCAAAGGCGGAUAUCAAGCGCUCUCCUAUGUGUGGGGAAAUCCAGAACCAGAUUCCAACGCUAUUGUCCUCGACGAAAACGGACACAAACUUGGAUACAUCCCUCUUACGAAGAAUCUUCAAACUGCCCUGUGCGAUCUCCGGCAGACGGGGGAGAUAACGAGCAAGAUUUUCUGGAUUGACCAGAUCUGCAUCGACCAAGAAGGAGAGGAGAAGAACCACCAGGUAGCACUAAUGGGAGACAUAUAUCGAAAUGCAGCCCGAGUGAUAACUUAUUUGGGGCCUGCUGCCUCGGAUGAGGAGGAGGAAAAGCGCGGGAUUGACUUGUUGCAUCGCCUAUACGAACACUUCACCGACGACUACGAUCUGAUUUAUCAGGCCGGCAAUCUGUACCAAGCUUAUCUGAAAAAAGCAGAGUUUCCUGUGACGACCUUGCCAGAAGCAUUCCAAGAGGGCCAUUUCGACGAAGGGAAGUAUGUGGCACAGGGAUGGAAAUUGUUAUUCCAAGUGGCAUAUGGCGAAUGGUCACGACGAUUGUGGAUUAUUCAAGAACAGCUGCUUAACGAAGAAAUGGUGAUGCUUCGCGGUUCAUCAUUGUUGUCCUGGGACGCCGUUGCUAUGAUUCCCGUACUUUCCAAUCUACAACUGAUCCCCGCAAAAUUAGUCAUUCGUUUCACCAGUUUCUGGCGAGAAAAUACCGGGAACUCAAUUGAAAACUUACAUCGAAUUGAGGACUCCAUCUACUCCCUAUGGCACACGCGAAAACAACAGAAGGAGACGGAAUGCCUCUGCGUUGGAACGCAGUUGUUGUUUAAUAUGGCACGGUAUGAAUCUCAGCAUUGCUGUGACCAGCGCGAUCGGGUCUUCAGUUUAUUAGCUAUCUCCUGUGAUACUAUGAAGCUGGGUAUCACUCCAGACUACUCUGCUAGCAUAAGGCGCGUCUUUCACGACGCUACUAUUCGAAUACUGCUGACCUAUUCAACUUUGGAAUCACUAGCCUGGGCUUGCCGCUGGGAUCCCACUGCUGCCACAUCAAGUCCCUCCUCGUGGGAGCUCAGGCCACCUUCUCCACCGUUUCCAUCCUAUAUUAUGUUCAGUGUAUGCACUCCACAUCCCCGAACUUCUGGCCUUACACGGCCUCCUCGAUUUCUUCUCAACUCGACCGUCCUGGUUCUUAAAGGCCGCUUCGUCGAUCGCAUUUCAACAGCCACUCCCGUCAUAUUUCUUAGUGACUCAGUCCUUGACGGACGCGUAGAUUUAUCGUGGAUCCAAUGUGUAUCUCACAGGUGGACCUGCUUCCUUAGAGUGCUCCAGCAACUCGGAACCACAUUUCAGAAUGCAUCUCGUCUUGCCCGCGCUAUAGCUUGCGACCCAACUUGGUCUCCGCCUAUGCAAUGUGGACUUUCCGUCGAGGAGAGCACGUCUUUUGCUUUUUUCUCCUAUUUGCGAUCGCAUGUCAAGUACCUUAGAUCAGAAAGUCGAGGUAGCUUACAUGGCCGUUCAUUUUGCGCCACCGAGAACGGCCGUGUCUGUAAUGCUAUGAACCAAGCUGAAAAGGGAGACUUGGUGGCGGCUUUCGAAGGUGCAGACAGGCUCUUCAUCCUUCGGCCUGCUGGAGAGAGGUAUCGACUGGUUGGCGAUGCAUAUGUUGACGGCUUGAUGGAAGGAGAAGCGUAUGAGGGUCUUGAUUCGGAUAAGGUGGAUUAUGAUAUCGAGUUGGUCUGAUCUCGUUCUUGAACGUGUGGUCUGGGAUUUCGUUGUUCCUUGUAGGGUGUUAACUUAUGGACAAAAACUGAGACUUUUUCGAAAAUCAUCUAUUGUACGAGAUAUGAUGGGCAGUUAGUGGAUGGCGAUCCAACCCGCUCCGGAAUUUACCUUUUAUGUCGAACGAUGAAUGGGGGGCAAGAUAGAGCUAGCUUGUCGGUGUUGGGUGUUGCUCUAGGAACUCCCUUGCUCCUAGACGCUUUUUCCUUGACUCGUCCCCAUGAUGUCAGGAACGCCUUUCAAAUCGUAGGACCUUGCAGGAAGUAGGCUCUCUCUCCUUAUACACCAACUGCUUACUGAACACUAAAUUUCUACUUACAACAAUAGUAUUCACAUGGUUAGAUAAUCAAUAACAUUUUUUUAU